This is a messenger RNA of Insectozyma verbasci, 954 nucleotides long. Lineage: Eukaryota; Fungi; Ascomycota; Pichiomycetes; Serinales; Debaryomycetaceae. The record is from the annotation of a GenBank genome assembly.
AUGGGUAUGUUCAAUAAGAAUAUAAUAGAUAUAAAUGAAAUAUAGAGAUAUCAGAGAAUUAAACUACAACAACAGAACUAGAGAAACAAGAGGAAUAGAUGGGAAACUUUUACAUCGAAGGCAUCUUGAAAAAUUAUCAAAAUCAAUUAUUUCAUAUAAUUUUCAACAGUUGAUACUAACAAUGUUAUUACAGGUAGAGUUAUUCGUAACCAAAGAAAAGGUGCUGGUUCUAUUUUCACCUCACACACCAGAUUAAGAAAAGGUGCUGCUAAAUUAAGAACUUUAGAUUAUGCUGAACGUCAUGGUUACAUUCGUGGUGUUGUUAAACAAAUCAUUCAUGACCCAGGUAGAGGUGCUCCAUUAGCUAAAGUUGCUUUCAGAGAUCCAUACAGAUACAAAUUAAGAGAAGAAACUUUUAUUGCUAAUGAAGGUGUUUACACUGGUCAAUUUAUUUAUGCUGGUAAAAAAGCUUCAUUAAAUGUUGGUAACAUUUUACCAUUAGGUGCAUGUCCAGAAGGUACUAUUGUUUCAAAUGUUGAAGAAAAAGUUGGUGACAGAGGUGCUUUAGGUAGAACUUCAGGUAAUUACGUUAUUAUUAUUGGUCAUAACCCAGAUGAAAACAAAACAAGAGUUAAAUUACCAUCAGGUGCUAAAAAAAUCAUUUCAUCAGAUGCAAGAGGUGUUAUUGGUGUUGUUGCUGGUGGUGGUAGAAUUGAUAAACCAUUAUUAAAAGCUGGUAGAGCUUUCCACAAAUAUAAAGUUAAAAGAAAUUCAUGGCCAAAAACUAGAGGUGUUGCUAUGAAUCCAGUUGAUCACCCUCAUGGUGGUGGUAACCAUCAACACAUUGGUAAAGCUUCUACUAUAUCAAGAGGUGCUGUUUCAGGUCAAAAAGCUGGUUUAAUUGCUGCUAGAAGAACUGGUUUAUUACGUGGUACUCAAAAAACUUCAGAUUAA